AUGGCGAACUUUAUCAACCUCGAGGAUUCCCCAAUGUUUCAAAAACAGGUUUUCUCCUUAGAAGGAACAACUGAUGAGCUUAAAGAUCGUUGUCAGAAGCUAUACAAAGGUGUUAAGAAGUUCAUGGGAGCAUUGGGAGAGGCAUCUACUGGAGUCAGUGCCUUUGCAGAUUCUCUGGAAGAGUUUGGCGCUGGACAUGAUGAUCCCAUUAGUGUUUCAAUUGGAGGUCCAGUAAUAUCUAAAUUUAUAAACACACUUCGAGAGCUCUCCUCUUUUAAGGAGUUUCUUCAUUCACAGGUGGAGCACGUAUUACUUGAGAGGCUGACGAACUUUAUGACUGUUGAUUUACAAGAAGCAAAGGAGUCUCGCCGUCGUUUUGAUAAAGCUGUCCACUCUUAUGAUCAGGCACGCGAAAAGUUUGUGUCGCUAAAGAAGAAUACCAGAGGAGACAUUGUUGCUGAAUUGGAAGAGGAUCUGGAGAACUCGAAGUCAGCAUUUGAGAAAAGUCGUUUCAAUCUAGUAAAUUCAUUGAUGACUAUUGAAGCAAAAAAGAAGUACGAGUUCUUGGAAUCUAUAAGUUCAAUUAUGGAUUCCCAUUUGAGAUAUUUUAAGCUUGGCUAUGAUCUAUUGAGUCAGUUGGAACCUUAUAUUCAUCAGGUAUUGACAUUUGCACAACAAUCAAAAGAACAGUCUAAGAUUGAACAAGACCGAUUUGCAAGACGUAUUCAAGAAUUUAGGACUCAAUCUGAAUUAGACAGCCAACAGGUCUCUGCUAAGGCUGAGCCCUCUGGUGCUGAUGGAAACCAUGUUUAUAGAACUAUCCCGUAUAAAAAUGUAGAAGCAACUUCGAUAUCAACAGCGGACAAGGAAGUAAUUAAACAGGGGUAUCUGUUGAAGCGAUCAGCUAGUCUGAGAGCUGAUUGGAAAAGGAGGUUCUUUGUUCUUGACAAUCAUGGAUCCCUAUACUAUUACAGAAACACCGGUAAUAAAUCAGCGGGAUCUCAACAUUACUAUUUAGGUGAGCAUAACAGCGGUGUCUUUGGGAGAUUUCGUUCAAGACACAAUCGAUCAGCUUCACAGGGAAGCCUAGAUUGCAAUAUGAUCGAUCUCCGUACUUCACUGAUAAAAUUGGAAGCAGAGGACACAGAUCUUCGACUUUGUUUUAGAAUUAUUUCUCCUCAAAAGACUUACACAUUACAGGCUGAAAAUGGAACUGAUAGGAUGGAUUGGGUAAAUAAGAUCACAUCAGCUAUAGCAACAUGCCUGAAUUCUCAUUUUCUGCAACAGUCACCAAUUCGGUACGUGGAUAAAAACUAUGCUAGUUCUGGUCCUGCUAGUGAUGAGCUCUCCCUGGAUCAAAAACAAAAUUAUAAUCGAAGACUAAACAUGGGGGAUGAUGUCUUUACAAUACUCAGAGAAAUCCCCGGUAAUAAUGCAUGUGCAGAAUGCAAUGCACCUGACCCUGAUUGGGCAUCAUUGAAUCUUGGAGUUUUGAUGUGCAUUGAAUGCUCUGGUGUCCACAGGAAUCUUGGCGUUCAUAUAUCCAAGGUGAGAUCGCUCACUUUGGAUGUGAAAGUAUGGGAGCCUACAAUCUUGGACUUAUUUCGGAAAUUAGGCAAUGCAUACUGUAAUUCUGUCUGGGAGGAGCUACUUUACCUUGACGAUGACGGUGAAAAGGGAUCUACCGACGCGUUUGCAUCAAUUCCGAAACCAUCUUCAAAAGAUUCCUUUACGCUAAAGGAGAAAUACAUUCAAGGAAAGUACCUGGAAAAAGCGCUAAUUGUCAAAGAUGAAAGAGAAACAAACCCUUCUGCUUCAAGUAGAAUAUGGGAAGCUGUUCAAAGUAGGAACAUAAGAGAAAUCUACCGACUCAUUGUAACAGCGGAUGCAAAUAUCAUCAAUACCAAGUUCGAUGAUAUUACUGGUGUCGAUGCAUAUCACCACCAUGUUGAUGAUACACCAUACGAAGUGAAGAAAAUGCACGAUCCAAAUGCGUGUCAAAGAAUCAAGGAUUCGAACGAAGCAAGAAACUGUCUUCAAGGUUGUUCUUUGUUACAUGUGGCGUGUCAAAGCGGUGACCCGAUCUUGCUUGAACUAUUAUUGCAGUUUGGUGCUGACAUAAAUAUGAGAGAUUAUCACGGAAGAACUCCGUUACACCAUUGCAUCGCAUCAGGGAACAACGCAUUCGCAACGGUUUUACUAAGAAGAGGUGCUCGUCCUUCGAUAGAAGAUGGUGGAGGAUUAACUGUAUUGGAACGAGCAAUGGAGAUGGGAGCCAUAACGGACGAAGAACUCUUCCUUCUCUUAGCAGAGUGUCAAUAA
Arabis nemorensis is the source of this 2322-nucleotide messenger RNA. Lineage: Eukaryota; Viridiplantae; Streptophyta; Magnoliopsida; Brassicales; Brassicaceae. The record is from the annotation of a GenBank genome assembly.